Molecule: messenger RNA, 5612 nt
Organism: Cheilinus undulatus (humphead wrasse)
Lineage: Eukaryota; Metazoa; Chordata; Actinopteri; Labriformes; Labridae
Gene: pskh1
Product: protein serine kinase H1
Exons: 4
Coding region: 1000-2310 (436 amino acids)
Biological process (GO): protein phosphorylation
Molecular function (GO): protein kinase activity; ATP binding
Source: RefSeq, a predicted model, not a curated record
GGUGGUCUUGGUCGAAAAACACCGUACAGAAAAGCAACAGACGGGGAAACUGAAUGUUUUCGUCCAUUCUGUUUAUCUACCUGACAACCUAUAAAACUUUAGAAUUGACUCAAAUUUUUGCUGUCAAAGAAACUGAUGGAUUUGACUUGUUUGUCAUCGGGAUUAAAGUUGGGAAAGUACGAGGUGAAAAUGGAGAGCCCAGCUGAGUGAGAGUGGGGUGAGAAGGCUGGAUUUGGCAAAGUUGGGAGUCCUGCCCUGCUGUUAGCAGGCUAGUUAGCAUGCUAAGACACUUCGCUAUUUCGUUAAAGACAUGAGAUCUCCCCUCUGCUGUUCUCCAGCCAGUGAUUCUCCAUGGAAGCUGCUUUAUCUAUGGCAAGACUUCUGCUGACAUUGCAGCUUUUUCCAAUGGAUUAAAGCAGUUGACAGUCUUAGAUUCUGUGGACGCUCUGCCUGAAUAUUACUGAAUUUCUCCUGAAAGCAAAGAACUCCCUAGUUCUCCUGCCUUGAUAUAUCUUUUCACAGAAGCCAUUCUAACUUUACUCUUGCAUUAUUUUUCUUAGCUAUUGAAUGAACACAACCAUCUGAAAUGGGGCCCUGGUAGAUUCUUCGAGUGGUUUGCCUGCAGACUGUGCAGCCUGGCUGUGUUUUGAGGAUGCACAGACCUGUGAAAAUAUUGUAAGCCAAAUACGACAAGCAGUACUGCACUUACUGAUGGAGUUUAGACAUCCUCCAUUCAUGCCCAAAGUGUUUUCAUGAACUUUUGGACUGCUAAACUGCACCUAAGUAGAUGUAUUGCUUGUAUUUAAGAACCUCGACUGCUGAUGCCAGCUCAUUGGGACUAGUGUUUAUGUUAUCAGAUUUAUUCAUGAACCCUUUGUCUGAGUCUGGGUACAGCCUGGAUGUUAGAUACCUUGGGUGUGUUGAAUCAGCUGUUGUGGUGAUGAGGCAGGGCUCCUGGAGGCCUGUGUGGCUUGCUGGGCAGUGGCCCAAAGUGAUGUGAUGGGGUGCAGGAACAGUAAGGUCCUCCCUGAGCCUCCAGGGGAUGUCCAGUUGGACCUUGUCAAAAAGGUCGAUCCUCCCCAGCCUCCUCAGACAGAUAUAUAUAAGCACUUCAUACGAGGAGAUGGCACAAGGAGCAAGAUGGGGGGUCCUGGAGGGGUGGGAGGUGACAAGGCUGACUCUGCCUCCCCAUAUCAGGCCCAGGCUCAGGCUGCCACUCCCAGUGCUUCUGCCCAGCCUCCAAAGGACCCAUCUGAGCUGUCGGACCCUCAGCGGAAGAAGGUUGCAAAAUAUCGAGCCAAGUUUGACCCUCGGGUCACAGCCAAAUACGACAUCAAAGCACUGAUAGGCCGAGGAAGUUUCAGUAGGGUGGUUCGAGUUGAGCACAAGAGCACACGGCAGCCUUACGCCAUCAAGAUGAUAGAAACACGUUACCGGGAGGGUAGAGAGGUGUGUGAGUCAGAGCUGUGCGUACUACGCCGUGUCCGACACACCAACAUCAUCCAGCUGAUGGAGGUCUUUGAGACAGUGGAGCGCGUCUACAUGGUGAUGGAACUGGCCACAGGUGGAGAGCUCUUUGAUCGCAUUAUUGCUCGUGGCUCCUUCACAGAGCGGGAUGCUACACGUGUGCUGCAGAUGGUUCUUGAUGGUGUAAAGUAUUUGCACGCUUUGGGGAUCACUCACCGAGACCUGAAGCCUGAGAACCUGCUGUACUACCACCCUGGAGCUGACUCUAAGAUCAUCAUCACUGACUUUGGUUUGGCAAGUAGCCGGAAGAAGGGAGACGAGUGUCUGAUGAAGACAACCUGUGGCACACCAGAGUACAUUGCCCCUGAGAUCUUGGUGAGAAAGCCUUACACAAAUGCUGUAGACAUGUGGGCUCUAGGGGUGAUAUCAUACAUCCUGCUGAGUGGAACCAUGCCGUUUGAGGAUGACAACCGCAUGAGGCUCUACCGGCAGAUUCUCAAAGGAAAGUACAGCUUCUCUGGAGAGCCUUGGCCCAGUGUGUCAAACCUGGCCAAAGACUUUGUUGAGCGGAUCCUAACAGUUGACCCCAGUGAGCGGCUCACAGCUGGACAGGCCCUCAAGCAUCCCUGGAUCGUCAGUAUGGCCGCCUCAUCCUCAAUGAAGAACCUACAACGUUGUAUAUCGCAGAACCUCCUGAAACGGGCAUCCUCACGCUGCCACAGCACAAAGUCGGCCCAAUCCACUCGCUCCAGCCGUUCUACCAAAUCAAACAAAGCCCGGCGGGUGAGAGAGAAGGAACUGCGUGAGCUGAACCGUCGCUAUCAGCAGCAGUACAAUGGCUGAAACAACUGUAGGAGCCUGUCUGUGUAGACAGCACGGUGACUGAGCCUUUAAAUGUAUACGACUAUCAAAGUUGCUGCCACCAGUGUUAGAAGUGAAAAUGGCUAAAUCAAAGACUGACCAGAAAAAAAGUAGAUCUAUGAUUUAAAAGUUUUGGCUGUGAGACAAAGACAAUGUUAUCUAUUAAUUUCCCACAGCAGUGUAUCUUCUGGUGGGAGCAGAAAAAGACUCACCAGUUUGAAACAUCAUCUCUCCAUCCAUUCCUUCACCUUUCUCUGAAAGGAUGGUGUCUUUCAUUUCAUUCCCUUUGUUCUUUCAGUCUCUGUGUCUCUCUUAUUUAUUUAUUAUUGUUGACAUGAUUAUUAUUCUCUGCUCAAAUGGUCACUGGAUAAUGACCUUCUACACAGAUCUGUUGAACAGAGUUUUGGGUACUGAAGUUUAAAAAAGGGAUACUUUCAGAAGAGGGGGAAAAAUUACUCUCUCUCCUCCCGGAAUGCAUAUUGCUGUGAAUUUAUUGUUGUACAGACCUUCUCUUAUGAUGUGGGUAAUUGAAUCACACUGCAGCAAAACCACACCUUUAGAGGUCCGAAUUUUUCCUAGUCAGUCUAAGCUUAUCUAAUCUUGCCGCCAUUGCUCUGUUGAUUUAAUAGCUUAAAGCUUUCAAGAGAUUAUGAAGUUGUGUGGUAGUUUUAUUAAAUCUUGAGUUUGUUUUAAAAUCAGAAAUGAGGCCAAACAGCAUUGUCCCCAGAGAUUUUCUCAGAUUGUUACAUUCCCUCAUGAAAUAUCUGCUAAGAUUCUUGCCUGAUACAGAAACAGGACUGGCCAAAUGAUGCUUUUUGCAGUGAGGCUGUUUUGCACUUAAAGGGUCAAUUUUCCCCAUAAUAAUUGCGAAGUACUAGAUUUAUGUCUAAUUUAUAUUGGACCACAAAUUUUGAUGGUAAAUUUAUAGAUGACAAACAUUUUGAAGUUGGAUGUGUUCAUUUACAUUUCAAAGGAUUGCAGUUGUAGUUCAAGUAAGUUUUAGUAUGUCAUAAUGAACCUAAAUCAUACAAAACAUUAUUUCCAACUAAAAUUGUGGCUUGUUAAAACUCAGAUUGGCAAGUAAGUUUGGAAAACUACUACCCUCAGUGGCUGGUGAGCAAAAAAAUGUAUGCUAAGCCUUACAAGUAUUUACUUUUUGGGAAUUUAAAUAUAUUCAAUCAAAACAGGUUGCAUCACACAAAUAAGGUCUUACCUUAAUUAGAGACUGGUUGUGAGGUAAAGUUUGCAUAGACAUUUGGAUCGAAGACUUGAAAAUGUGUGUGAGCAAAUACCCACCCUAAAGCUUCUUAAUUGUAUUAACUGGUGAAGAUUUUAAAUAUAGAAAUAAACAUCCAAUAGCAAAAUACUGGAUUUGUUUAUAACUAGAUCUUUAUAUAUUUCUGGAAGCUUAACUCUGACAGGCUGCUAUCCACACAUUAAAAUCUUUACAAGCUUAGAUGUGUCUGAAAUUUUGCAAAUCAACCUGAUUUAGUAAUGUCAAGUUUAAAACAAAGACUAAGGAAGGACUUUGCUACUAAAUUAAAAAACUGAUCUAUGAAGGAUAUUGUAUGUAUAAGACAUGCCAUCUUUCCUAGCUUACCUUGGCAAUCACCAGCAACUUACAAAACACAUAACAAGGCAAACGUAAAUUUCUUGUCAUGAAAACAAAGUGUCACAAUUUAGUAGCUGGAGAGAAAAUGCACAGAAACUUGAUGCACUUGUGGAGCAAAGGCCGACUAGGAUAGUUUACAUUUUUCACACAUUACAAUAGCUUGUGCAGAAUCAUAACCAUCCUAAAUGUAUAUACUUCUUAUGAUUAAUAUGAAGGAAGCCACUGAGGAUUUAGGCAUGCUGAGUCAAAUAAUUUUGUAUGAUUAAAAAAAGAUGUGUUCAUUAUAAAGCAUAGCAAAGCUAACCAUGCCUUAAAUCUGUGCAUGUGUUCUAUGACAUUUUGAAACAUUAGUUUUUGUCUUGAAAUUUACUAAAAUUUAAAAAUAUUUAAAAUGUUCAAGUCUAUAAUGUCAUAUGGUAAAUGAACAGUGGAUUGUUGCUUGUUUCUUGUCAAAUACAGUCCAAAAACCUGCAUUGUUGGUAAAAAAAACAAUCCAUCGUAGGAGGGUCAAUAGCAAUCAUUACCAAUCAGAUUUGACAGUAUUUUUUUUUUUUAAUUCUAUGUUAAUGGUAAAAAUGUGCAUUGCAGUGGUGCAGAUUUCUGAACUAGUGAAAUGGAUGAAGAGGAAGAAUAAAUGCAGGAGCUUGAUUCAUCAUCAUGUCCAUGCUAAAAUGUUUUAUUACAUAUGAUUACUUCCCAUUUAGUAUAAUUAUGUGAUGAAUAUAUUUUACUGAGUAUUUCCCAUAAGUAGCACAAGUUAAGAAUUGAGAGAAUUGAUGUGCAUUAUUUGCCUUUUUGCUUUCCCCCUUUUCUAUAGUGAAGCACUUCUUAAAGUUAAAUGCUGUUUACAAUUGUAAUCUUCCCCUUUAUAUGAAGUGUAUGCUGAAUUGUUAUGUUUUUCGUCCCUUCACGACACUUCCACAGUGAAAGUUUUGCUACAUUUAUAAGCAUUUUGCUGUGAUCCUGUCCAGUCCCUGAAAGUGUGUUGCUGUUGUGAACUUUUCAACAUGUACUGGAAACUUGAUCGAGCCAUGUCAGCUGACCUCAGUUGUUUUCUGUUUUCUCUCUUGUUCUCUGCCUGUUUCAGAAAGCUCUGUCAUCUUAUUGAGAGUCUUUCGUGUCCUUGAUUUAAGUCAGAUCUUACAUUCCUUUGUCCCUCUGCUGUUUAUCUGUUCUUGUGUGUGAGCUCUAACUGUGGCUAAGUUGCUUAAGAUGGACCUUAAAGGGGACAUAUUGUGCUAAAAUCACUUUUUCAGGCUUUUCUAACACAAAUUAUGUACCCCAGGCCUAUCUACAAUCCCCUCAAGUACCAGCAAAAUCCACCCCCACCCCCACCCCCCACCUUUCAGAAAAUGAGUGCUGAAACAAGCCGUUCUCAGAUUUUACACCUAGUGACCUCAUAUAGGGCGUAAGCACCCACCCCCAGGUUUGGAUGGCCCUUCCCCACUUGGAGGAAAGUUCCAUCCUCUCAGCUACCAGCUGAGAUGCUGGCUAGCUCAGUGGGUUACCCUGCUGACUACCGUCUGGGAGAUCAGUGGUUUGAAUCCCAAUCAGGUCCUUAACUUUGAUAAAAGAGUCUGUAACAUCAGGAGUGCUGCAUCAAUUUCCUGAGAGGAAUGUGGUCAGGGGCGGAGUCAGACAUCGCAUUACCAUUUAAAGCCACAAACACAGA